This is a messenger RNA of Uncinocarpus reesii 1704, 1365 nucleotides long. RefSeq lists its product as uncharacterized. The record is from RefSeq and is a predicted model, not a curated record. The transcript is spliced from 3 exons. Lineage: Eukaryota; Fungi; Ascomycota; Eurotiomycetes; Onygenales; Onygenaceae. Gene Ontology annotation, biological process: lipid metabolic process. The coding region runs from base 1 to 1365 and encodes 454 amino acids.
AUGGACCCGGCGACAUAUGUUGACCCUAGUCUGACCAGGCAAGAUCUGUUGGUGCUCAAGAGCCUUCUUCGGGACAUCAACGAGGCCAAGAAUCCAACAGCGCAACCUUUUUUGAAUGGCCAUGGCACUACGAACCGUCACACCAAGUCAACGAUCAAACCACCCCCGCGAACUCUUGAUGGCCCAGUCGCCGAUGUACCGCUCAAUGGCUCGUCGGCUGCCGAUGAAGCUGCUAUCAGGACAUUGGAUGCCCUCAAUGACCCGACUCAUAGAGACUUCGAACCAACGGUCUUCUUUUUCUGGGAUCUGAAAGAUCUCAAGCGGUUUCCCCUUGUGCAUGGCUACUUGAUACAGCCAUAUAUAAAAGUGGCGAGCAAAAUUGUCCGUGUUGAAACAGACAUUGUCAUGCUUACCCACCUACUACUGUACUUUGCGACGUCCGUCCCAAGUGCAAUCUACUUGUAUUACAAUUACCAUUGGCUUCACGGAGUCGUGCACUGGCUGAUGCAGGCAUACUAUGCAGCAACGUACACGCUCAUGAUGCAUCAGCACAUCCACAUGAACGGAGUUUUGGCUAAAAAGUAUGGGUGGUUUGACGCCCUCUUCCCAUACAUUACCAACCCGCUCAUGGGGCACACCUGGAAUUCUUACUAUUAUCACCAUGUUAAGCACCAUCAUGUCGAAGGAAAUGGCCCCGAAGAUCUUUCGUCAACCAUCUACUACCAGCGUGAUGAGCUUUUUGACUUUUUAUGCUACGUGACUCGAUUCUUCUUUCUCAUUUGGUUGGAGCUGCCUCUUUAUUUUGUACGCAAGGGCAAGCUGGCUUUGGGUGCAAAGGCAGCCUUCUGGGAGGUCGCGAAUUACAUUUUCCUUUAUCUGCUUACUCGUCUACAUUGGAGAGCAACCUUGUUUGUUUUCCUGUUGCCCUUUUUGCAGCUCCGCAUAGCGUUGAUGAUUGGCAACUGGGGCCAGCACGCAUUCGUCGAUGAGGCCGAUCCAACCUCCGAUUUUCGCUCCAGCAUUACUCUCAUCGAUGUGGCAAGUAACCGCCAUUGCUACAACGAUGGCUACCAUACGUCCCACCACCUUAAUCCCCGGAGGCAUUGGCGCGACCACCCAGCUGCUUUCCUGAAACAAAAAGCACGCUACGGCGCGGAACACGCGCUCGUGUUCCGCAAUAUUGAUUAUUUCAUGAUCACGGUCAAGCUUUUACAAAAGGACUACAUGCAUCUUGCCAAAUGUCUCGUACCUCUCGGUGACCAAAUGGAGCUGAAUUUCGAUCAAAUCGCGAAUAUGCUUCGAACAAAGACUCGUCGGUUUACCCAAGCGGAGAUUCGAAAGAAGUUUGGGCCGCAAGAUAAUUGA